Malaya genurostris is the source of this 14598-nucleotide messenger RNA. RefSeq lists its product as uncharacterized. Lineage: Eukaryota; Metazoa; Arthropoda; Insecta; Diptera; Culicidae. Gene Ontology annotation, cellular component: plasma membrane; exocytic vesicle. Gene Ontology annotation, molecular function: neurexin family protein binding; small GTPase binding. The transcript has 13 exons. Bases 1048 to 11865 code for a protein of 3605 amino acids. Gene Ontology annotation, biological process: exocytosis; intracellular protein transport. The record is from RefSeq and is a predicted model, not a curated record.
AGGACCUGAACUCGUUCAGUGCCUGGAUAUCUGCCGUCACGUUGAAAAGUGUUUUUUCUUUGCGUAGCAAACGCUAUGUAUCCAUUGUUCAGUUCAAGUUAUUAGGAAAAUUUGUGCAAAAAGGCAUUUUUUGUGUGUUCUGUUCCAGUCAAAUGAUCGGUGUUAAAUUUUUGUUGUGAAAGUCUACAGACUUUAGUUUUUCAAUAGAACUGUAGAUGCCAAACAUGUCAGCAUUUUCGCAGCAACAGUGCAAUAUAAUCAUACCAUUUAAUUGCGAAAGUACGCCAGGAGAAGAGAUGUGAAUGAAUGAGAACAACUUUUGUGAAAAGACUACAACGCACUUCAGUAAAAAUUUAAAAUUGCCAGGUGCAGCAACGAGCACCACUCUAGGGUUAGGCUGUUAGUGAAUUUUUCUGUGAAAAGAAAACAGGGAUAGUUUUGCUGCCCUUAAAUUCUGUGCACAUAUCUUAUGACGCAUAAGCAACACGUUUCUCAAGCAAAAUAUUAAAAAAAAAAACGUUUAUAAUUCAUCGAUCAAUUAUAAAAUAAGUUUGACAUGCCUACAUAGAAAUGCAGAUUAUAUUACAAUCGGCAGCAUCCGAAAAGAAACUAAACUCGUGAUAAUUGGGCAUGAUUGCAAUUGAUGCGGGAUUUUUUAGGAACUAUUUUAUCAGUAUAAAGUGAUGGUGCUUUUCCGAACAAGGACCACAUCGAACAAAAAGCAAACUUAUGCAAGAGAGUGUAAAGGAAUAGCCAUUAUUCUUCACCGAAAGCUACACAUAUAGUUCAUAUUCUCUCAGUGGGGAGCCACGCGUUUGUAGGAGAGGUAAAGGCCACCAAUGAGCUGUUCUGUAGAGAGGAGGAAGGUUAUAUCCGGAACACCUUUCAAAAAUAAAGCGAUCAGAAAAUAGAAGCAGAAAAAUCAACUGCGAUAACGGCGGUCACAAGCAAACCGCUCAUAAUUACCAUUCGGUACUGGAACACGAGCAGAAAGCAACUGCCGAGAGUACGAGUGGAGCUCUCAUAAGCCGCUUUGUGGUCGGCGACAUGGCAAGUGGUCGUGCCCGUUUACCACCGACUCCGCAGGCCAACAACAGUAACGGUAGUGCAAGCAGUUCGCAACCACUCGCCGAAAUGCACACCAACAACAACACUUACGCGCUCGGUGGCAAUCGGUCCGGAUCCAUUGAAGACGUGGACACUUCCCAGAUGCUGGAGAAUCUUACGGACCACGAGCGACAGAUCAUUCUUAAUGUACUCAAUCGCGACGAAAACGUGCGCCAGGCGGAUGCAGCUCGAAUCAUGCUACUCCGGGCAGAAUUAUUCCAUUUACGGAAGAAAGGAAACGUGAAGGCACUGGUUGGUGGCUCCCUAGAUCGGCCAAACUAUAUCGAAACGACUCGGUCUUGCUCGCGCUGCGGUGUCGAGCUGGGAAGGAUCAUCAACCGGGGAGCACCGUGCCGUUCCUGUCGACUGCGGGUGUGCAAGGGGUGCCGGGAGUUCUCUACGCGCACCACUGACUGGGUUUGCGUUGUAUGUCACAAGCAAAUUGAGCUACAAGCAGCAAGUGAAGACUGGAUGAGCGACUACGCGGAUAGCGACGAACGCCGGACCUCGGUCAUUGCGGCCAAGGAUUACCUGCCCGCAUCGGACCUCAUCAAGAAGAGCAUCCGGCGUUCUUGGACAAUAUCAAAUGCGGAAGAUGAAAAUCGCCAAACCGGGCAAACGGCAGAUCCACAGCAAUAUACACAUUUACCUCGUAAGCAAUCGCAGAGCAGUUAUCCUUCGUUGGUGCGAUACCCGUACAUAAACCCAUGCAGUAUGACCGAUUAUGCCCAGGAAGAUGAUUUUGACAAUGAACUGCAACCGCCCAUGGGACGCCGAAUACCACGACAAUCAACCUUACCGAAUCCCGAUGCCGGCAUGUACUACGGUAGCAAUAAUAAUCUGAUGCCGCCGUCCGUGUCGCCGAAACAACUAAGUCCCAGUCCACAGUACAGUCCAUACCAUACGGACAAUGAAAAUGAUGACGCAGAUCCACCCCAGACACAAACCUCUCCGAUACCGGCCCGAUACAAAAUACGUAGACAAUCAACCCUACCUUGUAGACCGAAUGAAAACCACGAGAUCGGACCCAAACUGUUGGCAACUUCGCCAAACAGUCGAACAAACCUGUACUGUCGUUCUCCAGAUAAAUCCGACAGUGAUCCAAACCCAAGAUAUCCACCGUUUGUACGUCAAUCAACUUUUCCAUCCAACACCAGUGAUCCAUUUUUCCUGCAAAUUCAGGCUCAUUCACAGCAACAACCACAACAGCCACCACCAUUACCAGCUGGUCAACAACGCCAACUACCCACCUCACCCAAUCGGAUUUUAUUUAACAAAUCCCCCGACAGUGGUGCUGAAUCGGCUGGUGACGGUGGAAGCUCCGGCAACACGUCGAUACCCCGCCGUUUUCAGAUGACCAGGCAAGCCACACUACCUAAUCCCGAUCAGCACGUGAAAUUGCUUCCUACAUCCCCUCCUAAAAAACAGCUAUCACCGCACAGUAUCAAACGCUCACCAGAGUUUGCACGUCAAAGCACACUCCCGGCACCAGAUAGUAUGAACUCGCUCUCGGUUCACCAGCACGGACCAAAAUUCAUGCCUAUCUCACCAAGACAAAAGCAAUCUUUUUUAUUUCCACAACCAGCACCAGCACCACGUCCUUUUCUUUCACAACAGCAUUUCCCAACAAUAGCCGACGAGCUAGCAACUACACCCCAGCAAAACCCAAGCACUCCGAGUGGUAGUGUUGGUGGCCCCGUCGGAACCGGUGGUCCACAUCACUCUUCCAAGAUGAUUAAAGUUCGUAGUCAUAGUAACGAAGAAUAUAGUCUCAAUAGAGGGCCCCAUGCGCCCCCAAUUGGAACUGGGGUACCAAGUGAAGGACGCAGGCUGCUGCCAGAAAUACCGAGCAAUCGCUCGCCAAGACUGGUACGUCAAGAUCACGUUAGAGAAGACUCAGUAAACUCAGAAAAACGAUCUCCCAAACAGAAAACUUUUGCUGAGGCGAAACAAGCGAUGAUGGACGAAUACGACCUAACAAAUGACUCGACCACGCAGUUGAACUUCGACGAAGAUGAGGAAGCUAGUUACUACAACAACGAGGAAACGUACGACAGUUACAACAUUGAUCGGAGGUUACGUUCCGGGAUGGCACCAGCCAGUACAAUCAAAAGUGCGGAAAGUUUCCUGAACGAUUCCAGCCCGGAGUAUUACUAUACGGACGAUUAUCUGAAGCAGGGAAAUAAAAAGGAAAGCCGAUUGCGCCGACGGAAAUCACGGGAUCUACCGGUGGAACCGGACACGGUAGCAUCUUCCAACGAGGAUGAACCGGUCAAACGCAAACCGGAAACAAUGCGUUCGAUUUCGGAGGAAUCACCAGGAAACAAAUCGGUCAAACCGACACCCCGACGAUCGCUGUCCCAUCCGGAGAAGGACUCACAGCAAAUGCAAAGUGCACGGAAAAUCGAAAUUACAAAGAUUCCAUCGCCGCGUCCAUUGGUCGAGAUCCUCGAGCGAGCACAAAAAUCAAUCAAGCUACCGUCACCCCGCCGUAAAGCAUUCAAAUCAAUGGAUCAGGCAUGCGAGUCGGACCUGAUCGGAAUGCAUCAACAGUUUAAUCCGACACCUAUUGGAACGACAGCGGACACAUCGGUUACAACAGCAGCAGCAACAACAGCAACCACAGGCAAUGUGGGCAGUACAGGUGCGAUUGCACGGCCUGGUCCUCGCAAAAUUUCUGCCUUUCAACAGAUACUUCAGAAUCAGCGGUUGCAGAAACGAGAUUCCAAAAGCUUGGACAUUGUGGCAUCUAAAUUAAUGGAAGAAAAGUAUGGUGGUUAUCCUGAUGCCGACGAGGACAAAUCCAAAUCGCUGGACGAUGGGAUUUUCUGUGGUGAUAAGAACAGUGAUGACAACAGCAGUGACGAGCAAAUCAAUUUAAUCGAUAAAAAGCAUAAAUCGCACUUAGGCGAACAAGAGAUUCAAAGCGCGGUGGAAGCGGCUGCAGUCAUUUUCAAGAAGGUGGUCCUCCAACGACGGGAAGAGAAACGCACCAAAGAUGAAGGCGACUACUGCGUCAAUCCUCGGCACCAUAAAUUGCCAUUGCUGUAUCAAAACAGCCCAGGAACUACAAGAAGACAGUUGCUGUACGACGACCCGACUGCAGGCUCGUCGUCUUCCGAACCGGAUAGCAACCUGGCCAAGCUGCCUUUCACUGACUGUGAUGACUACCGAUUGGUGUUCAUCAGCUCGGACUCGUCAAGUAAGGAAGAGGAAUGUGAUAGCAGCUCAACCACUUCUUCCGCUUACACACGGCACAGUAUCGCUCUGGACGAUUGCGAUUGGGAUUAUUUUGAGCCAGGGAUAAGCACAACGAAAACCCUUCUAUAUGACAUUACAACCACUAGUCAGUCUCACAGGAACUCGCCCCGGAAGAGAUCCAUCAUACAACAAUCUCCACUAACAUCACCGAUGCUGUACAGAAGGCAACGUAGUGGCUCAUUCUAUUCGAGCAACCCAACCUAUGAUACCGCCACGGAUGAUGAAUUUUUAACUCAUACAGAAUCCUCCUCUUCGCCCACCAGAAGCGAAGGAUUUUUUGAACACCUGGAAGACUACCGCAAUCUGGAAAAGUUGAAAUCUGACAUAUGCAAAUGUGACUGCGGUUUCAAGACCCAUUUCGUGCCGGUUCCAGUUCCCGUUCCCAUUCCGGUGCCAAUGGCUACGUUUCACAAUUGGUCACAGAAGGAACAGUUGGAAACGAUUCUAAAAGAUCAAACUCAGAACGAGCUAAUCAAACAGCUAUGGAGAAAUUGUAGCGAGAGCGCACUUUUCGAAUUUAAGCCCACUAACGGAAACUGCAUGCAUUCACCAUUAUGUUGCCAGCAUGUUCAAAAGGGAAUGAAGAAACCUAAAAUUACCACCGAUAGUCAGGAAAUGGACCGAUUAGGUUCUGGUCAGAGCGAAUCAAAUGUACCAUCGGCAAACCAAUCUGAGCAACAGGGGACCUAUGUAGGCCGGAAUGUUGGAAGAAAGAUGCAUAGUAAUAGAAACAAUAAUAAUAAUAAUAAUAACAACAACAACAACACCAACGAUGCGAGUAGUUGUACUGGUGUAGAUGUUUCUCUUGCCCAAAAGUUGUUUCGCAACGGCGAUUUCCCUAGCAGCUCCAGUGCGAGUAAAAGUAAAAUUGAUCCAUUGACUAGUACCGAACUGACCGCUGAAGUCAUCACUAGUCUGCGCCACAGUGCUCUCUCAUUACCAUGUGACGGCAAUGAUCUUACCGCACACGGUAGAGAUGAUAAAAAUUUAAAGCCCACGGCAGCGACGACAACGACGACGGGAGCUGCGAUCAACCCCCACAAAAUUGCUUUCGGCAGUGAAAAUUCGCUGACCUCUACUGGAACACAAGAACCGAACGUUAGUCGUUGUAGUAGUGGUAGUAGUAAUAGUAGUAGUAGUGGUAAUGGCAGUGGUGGUAGCAGCAACAGUAGUGGCGACGAGAAAUUAUGUGAAAAGCCCAAAUCUAACAAAAGAAACCCUACAGUGCAUCAUCGUCGUAGUCACGAAGCCAUUAAAAAUGAACAGCCACUUGUGACCGUGCAAGUGCAAAAACCUGUAACGAGUCGGUGUGGUGUGAGUGAAUCAGUAAUAAUAACUGCACAAGGGCGUGAAAAAGAAAAACAACAACCACAGCAACAAGUAUAUGGGAAAGACAACAACAACAUAAACGAAGAACUAGUGAACCAGUUGGACGGCAGUGGUAAUGCAACAGCUCUGUGUAAUACGUACAAUGACAUCGCGAAUAGCGUACAAUCGUGCCGCACGGCGAUAUUAGUGGCCGAAUCGAGUGAGGGCAAAAAGGAAAACUAUGCUGAAAUUUCGAGUGGCGAAGUUAGUUGUGAGCAAAAUAUUAGUGACAGGGUGACGUGUGAUGAUAGUACUUAUCAGUCUUUCGAUAACGACAGUAUGAUAACAGUUGGGAAGGGUAUCGAUGCGGAUCCACCUGCAGCAGUGGGCGAACUGACAGGUUACCUGUUGUCCGAAAGUCGUUUCAGUUCAUCGCAGUCAUCUGUGUCCAGUAACGAGGACGAGGACAUGACCGAAAAGCAUCUGUCCGAAUCUGUGCAGCGUGACUAUGAUGUCACUAGUGAGCCAAUUUUGUUGAAAGUGAAAGGUCUACCAGCUAGUGGUGAAGAUACCGUAUCGACAGCAUCGUCGUACAGCUCGUCGGAUGAUACCGAUACCGAUGACACCGGGACAAUCGCCGAUCGAAGACCCGCUGGGGCGAGAAAAUUUUUCCAGGUGAUGGUGGUCAAUACGCAUUCCGAUGUGGAAUCAAGUGAUUCGGAUAUUUCCAGCAGCACUUCUUCGAAUUGUCUCAAUCAGGAUUCCAGAACCAAUUUGAAGGUAUCCAACAGUUCGAUCGGUGAUAGUGGAAUUGUUUUGAAACACAUACGACGAAUAGAUUCCGAGAACGAAAGAAGCAGUGAAUCUGAAGAUUUCAAGCCUGAGAUUUCAAAAUACGAUCAAUCAGAGGAAACGAUUGAACAAAAAAUAGAUCUAAACGAACCUAUCUUGAACGAAAUUUGCCAAACUACCAGCAGCCCCAGCAACAUUGACGAGGCAAAAGCUUCCACGCCAACAUUCAACGAAAGCUCCACCAGUAUAAGUACCUCUAGCAUAGAGCAGCAUAGCUGGCACGAGGAAAACAUAGAAUCGUGCAAACAGGUAGCCUCACACCACUACAACCACCCAGCGAAACCCACAGACGCAGUGCCGAAUACAACUACUGACGAUCAAUGUAGUGCAAAUGAAAACAAACACAGCGCACCGUAUACAGGUGAGCAACUGCAGCAAAACGUAGAGAAAAUAGCGGAUACAACACAAGCAUCACCACCACCGCCACCACCACUACCACCACCGAUGCUAGUUGAUCACGAUCAUGCCGUAAACACGAAACCAACCUCAGUUGUAAACGAACGAUCGUCCAACACGGAUGUAAAUAAUUCCCAUGUAGCAGCGAUCCAUGCUGCCAACAAUCGCUACAAAAGUUUAGUUUUGAUUGGCCCCGACAGCGGUACGACUUCAAUGGCAACCGAAUCGUCUGUGCCGUCAUUAAAAAUUGGUAACAUUGAGCAACAGCGCGCUGCUAAUGAACAGCAGCCUCACGUGAGUAUCGUCACGAGUCACACCACACGUAUUGUGAGUAGCAGUGAUGAUGAUGAUCAGCAACUGCAGCAGCAGCAGCAGCAUCCAGCCACUUCGAUCACAGUUAAACAUACCAAUUGGAUUUCGAGAGCAAUGCAGGAGGACGACGAGGAUGAUUACGGGGCGACAAUUGAUAUGUUGCCAGCAGACGACGAACCCGAUCGAUCGCUCGAUCGUGGACUGGCAGGUUAUUUUAAUUUCUCAUUGGAGCAGGCUUCACCGCAAACGAACAGGCGACCCGUGAAAAUUACAACGAACGAAAGUGCAAUAACUAGCGUAGUGUCGGGCAGGGACGGAGGAAGUGUUUGUGUCAAUAUCCAACCGAGUAAUAGUGAUGGUGAUGAGGGGCUGAAUGAAGCCAAUAUGUUAGAUGUUGCCCCAAUUAGUGAAAGUGUUUCUAUGAUAAAAGAUAGUGCUACGGUGGCCGAGUGUAGUAGUGGGAGAUCUAGCAGAAAUAGUAACAGUAGUGGUAGUCUUAAUAACAGUAACAAGAAUGGAGAUGUAACGGUCGUGACAGGUGCGAAUACACUCUCGGCAGUAAUUUGUUUGGAAGAUGGUUUAGCGGACGAUGAUUCGUGGGUGGAAGAAGCGAGUCAUGAUGAGGAAGAAUUUGCGACCACAACCGCGACCGAGUCGGAUAUGGACGAUUCGGGUGAAGAAAUUUCGCUAGGUGUUGAUCGUGAGGAGGAACUGCGAGGCUACAAUCGGGCCGCGAUUGAUUUCACACUGCAUACGAUCGUGGAAGAGAGCUGCGAAGACAGUGAAGCAGAAUCAAACCGCACAUCGGAAGCCAAACGCAAAAACCGAAUUUCAGCUUCCGAGUUAGAAAAAUAUUUUUUCUAUGGCCUGGCUGAUGGUGCAACAGGAUCGGUAUCGCAGAACUUUCGAGAUGACAGUAUCUCCGAAAGCAGUUCGGUUUGCAGUGAAGGUUUGGACUCUCUUGGUGGGGCCGAAGAAUCCCUCGGUACAUCGGUGGAAUCCGCUGACCUUGCGUCAUCCCGACUGGAAAAAUAUUUCCUUACAGGAUUCAUGGGAUUUACGUCCGAACGUAAUGAAUCGGAUGGAAGUGGUAGCGUUGGAAGUGACAGUGAAGGUCACCCAAGUCCAGAACAGCGCCGAAAACGGCUAGUUAGAGCCAGAGGGGCAGGACGAUCCCAGAGCUCAUCGCUAGACAAUUUACUGGCGAAAGAUACUGAGAUUGAACAACAAGGCGAAGGUCACGAAUGUCCCGAUUCAUCCGAAACGGACACCUGCGAUGAGUCAACUAAUCAAAUGGAUAAAAUUGAAAAUGUAUACGAUACUGCCAAACGAAAAAAGAAGUUUUCCAAAAAGACAGAGACGGAUGAUCUUAAGAAGUAUGCUGAAAUGCAACAACUGUCGCUACCCUACAAAUCGGAUAAAGAUGGUUCGGAGGAAGAUUGCAGGAAAACACCGCAACCUGAUUUGCCGAUAACGAAUCCGUUAUCCGAGAGUAAAAAGCAGAACAGUCGCGACAGUGGUUUCAUAGGUAGCAAUGAUGAUCUUUUGAGCAAUGGCGACGCAAUCAGAUCUCCCGAGCUUAAGUUAGAACUGGAAGAAAUUCAAGAAGAGAACAAAACUGAUCUCAAAGAAGAAAGCAGUUCCUACAAGGCACCUACUGUCGGACCUCCUCCGGUUAGUCUUGUUCGGAAAGACAGCUUCAAUAACUGGAGCUCGGAUGAGGAAACUAAUUUGAUGAUGUCCAAGAUGAGACAGUUUUUCAAAACACUUGUUGCGGCUUCAGCAAAUAGUAAAACUGCAUCUAGAAAUUCCACGCCCACAGUCAGUGAACCGAACACUCCGAACCAUGGAACGCCAGUACCGAAAGCUCGUAACCGAAGCAAGCCACCGCAGUUGGUGUAUUUUGAGAAUGAGUUGACCAGACUGAUGAAAACUGUUCCUGGAAUAAGAGAUGAACAAGUGCGAGAAAUAGUCGAAUAUCUGAGUAGUGAAGAUACGUGGUCGGAUUCGUACGAUUCGUCUGAUUACACAAGUUCGGACUUGGAAGGGGCCGCUUCACAAAAAUCCAGCCUACAACAACAGAUUUCAGCAAGCUGUCAACAGAUUAUAAAUAAGUUUGACACACUGGAAAAGGAAGAACACGUUGAUAUUGGUAAUGGCGGAUUGAUCGAGGAACCACAUGCACUGAACAAGGAAACGGCAUUCGUUUACCAACGACUGGUGGCCUCACUAUCCAAAAUGACGAAAGACGAAGAGAAACCAGCCAAUGUUACUAAUUCGCCCCCGUUGAUCGCAAAAGUGAUGCAUCAUAUUGGAAGUCGAUUGGUGGCACUGAUGCAUGAAGUUAGUAGCGGUGAAUCACAUACAAGUGCAUCACCCAAAUCGGCCAGUAUGCGGUAUCAUCAACGAAAGGUUCAACCUAAUAUAUCAGCAUCAACGACAGAGGAUGAUGAUAGUACUUCCGAGUGUAACAUGGAAAAGGACGAAGAUCUGGGCUAUCUGCUUCCGAGAAGUAAGAGUCAUGAUCUGCUACUUGGAGACGCCAAACCUCAUCAUCAUCAGUCGUCCAAUAGCGGCGAAAUGGCUGGAGAAGAAAAGGAAGCUAGCGAUUAUGAGAGAUUUUCAUGGCGUGGAAGCUUCGAGUCAGCCUUACUAGCCAACGGGGAUUCUCGAUCAAAAUUAUCGAUAUUGGAUAAUUCAACGUCAUCGAUUUCAGUUCUAGCUGCCAAAAGACGCUCUGCGGGGGAUUUACUCUUUAAUAACCAAAAUCUUAGCCGUGAACAAUUGGAUCGGGUUCGUAGCUGUGGUAGCAUAGGUGGCGAACGAGAAGAUUUCGAGUCUUCUAAACUGUGGGGCUCCACUCAGAGUCAAACGACAGGACGCCGAAGAUCUAGCGUUGCUGACGAUACCGAUUCAGAUGAUUCUACUCGAAAUGACAACCGUUUGGCCUCGAGAUCUACAUUACCUCGCAGUCUGCAGAACACAAAUGCUACGAUCAACACGAACUCAUUGCCUCGUCUUCCAACAACGAACAUUCAAACUAUUAUGCAAUCCGCUCCCGUUAGUUCUGCAUCUACUUCUUCGGUGGUACAGAAAUCGCACAGUGUUUAUCACUUCCUGCAGAAUAAUGUCAAAAGUGCCCGCUAUCGUGCCCCCGGAUUUAAUCAACGACCGCCUCAAACGGCUCCAAAACGGGCCGUAUCAGCUCCAGGUCUUCAGCAGCCCCUGUACCCACGACGAGAACGACGACGAAUACAGAGUAAUCUAAGUGAGGAAGGAAGUGUGACGGAGCCUAGCGGUUCACCACUUUUUGGAACAUCAGGAAACCGUAAUGGAACGGCCGGCGGCAGUAACCAGGAACUGUCCAAUACAACGGCAGCAACAACAGGAACUCCGGCCGGAGCUCCGCGUAGCAUUGCAACUAGUCCAGUCGGAUCGGCCACGUCGGAACACUGGCCAUCGCAGUCGGACGAAGACAUCGAUCGGCUAGUGGCAAUGCAUCAGAAUCGAGCGUCGCUUAGUUCGCUUGGACUACGCUCAGACUCGAUGGCUUCUGUUUACUCCGGUGCAGGCGAGGGACGGUACGGUACUGUUACGGUUCGUGGUACAAUCGAAUUCGGUAUGCAGUACAAUUACAAGCAGGGAGCCCUGGAGAUACACGUCAAACAAUGCAAAGACCUGGCGGCUGUUGAUACCAAGAGAAAUCGUAGUGAUCCGUAUGUGAAGGUUUACCUUCUACCGGACAAAUCAAAAGGUGGCAAGCGUAAAACUAAAGUAAAAAAACAUACUUUGAAUCCUGUUUUCGAUGAGAUACUGCGGUUUCAUAUGUCACUUAAUGGAUUGCAGACCAGGACUCUCUGGAUCACGGUAUGGCACUCCGAUAUGUUUGGUCGGAACGAUUUCCUCGGCGAAGUCAUGAUGGGUUUGCAGGACAAAGUUUAUGAAAAUCCGGCACCCCAAAGUUAUCAGCUACAAGAAAGGAGUGAACCCUUCGAAGAUCUGUCCGCGUACAAAGGUGAUCUCAUUGUCGGGUUAAAAUACAUUCCACCGGAUUCGGAAAGCGGAACACCCCAACAUCAUCAACACAACGGCAGUAGUAGUGGUAGCGGUGGUGGAACCCUCAAUCUGCGUAAGUUUAGUACUAAAUCGAUAACUUCGACUUCGUCGAAUUCGUCCGGACAUAGUAAGGGAUCAUUACAUGUACUGGUGAAGGAAGCGAAGAAUCUUCAGCCGGUUAAGGCUAAUGGAACCUGUGAUGCAUUUUGUAAAAGCUAUCUUCUUCCUGACAAGAAUCGUAGCUCGAAACAAAAGACUCCAGUGAUAAAACGAUCGAAUUCACCCGUAUGGAACUACACAUUCAUCUACGAGGAUGUGUCUUUGGCGGAGCUGUCGGAGCGAGCACUGGAACUAACGAUUUGGGAUCACGAUAGACUAGCGAGUAAUGAAUUUCUCGGGGGAGUUAGGUUUUCGCUUGGAACAGGCAAACAUGGUGGCAAAACAGUGGACUGGAUGGAUUCCACCGGCAAGGAACUUUCUCUCUGGCAGAGUAUGAUAAACAGACCAAACUUUUGGGUGGAAGGUGCACUAGUCCUUCGACCUUCGUUAGAUAAUGCAAAAUUCGCAUCAUAAUUAUACGACAUUUCUGUAGAUCGAUUUGGGGAAAUCACGUAGUAGCGAAUUUCCCAGUUUCCUUCUCAUCCACCAUAGCUCUCAGCGGUGUAUAGCAAACACCACGCAGGGAGUAUUCAUUCCAAGUUUGUGAUGUUGCUUUACAACAACCUAACCGUAGUUUGUAAUCCGAUACUUUUAAGAAGUGACGCGACACAAGAAUUGAAGAAAGCAUUUUUUCUAAUAUCUAUCCUUAUGAAUGAUAAUGAUGCUUAAUCAUGAUCGGUGUUCAGAUGAGAAAAAAACUACUAUGAGAAGUAUACUUUUUACAGUUCGGUAAAUUUUAUAUCCUUUUAUUUUUUCGACACUCUUUAUGUGUAUAUAGAAUAGCUCUUACACAUUCGAGACGUAGUGAAUUAUUUUUCGAAAAGACAAAAAAUAUCAAGUACAUUGUUCAUUUCCCUCCAUUUAUUCUAAUAGAUGUUUGUAUACCAUAUUUCCAGAAAAGAAUGGUCUCCAUUUAUACUAUUUCUAAUACAAAACAAAACGAGUGAACAUUGUUGACUUACCCAGCAUGUACAUAAAAAUAUACACACACAAACACAACCUUUUAACAAAUAUUUUUCAGUGCUGUGAAUCUUUACUAAUUCAUGUUGGAAUCAAAAACACAUUUUUUCGAACUGCGUUCAAUGCAGAAAAUAAUUAGGAAAAAAAAUCUUCUAAUAUCUAAUUAAUUGUUCAGAACGACUACUGUGGAAUUAGACACUGUCAAACAGUGAAGUUCGUUGCAAUGCCAAUAGAACUAUAGAUGAGUAAACUAUAGAUGAGUAAAACAUCUGGUUUAUUUUUUAUCAACACAGUUUAGGGGUAACUAUCUAUCACUCGAAGGGAUAUAAAAUAGAAUAGUAGAUAAACCAGAAGUGAAAACUGACUGAUUGUGAAGCGUUGUAAAUUUAAUAACGGAUCUAUCGAGGAACCUGUUGAUAAAAGAAAAGUGUUGUGUCUGAAAACGGAAUCCGCAAAACAAAUAAAACACAAUUAUGAAUUUAUACAAAAGAUAAAGUGAAGUAUCAAGUAAACCCAACUCUUAUGAACAAAACUUAGUGUAGAAAGUAAUUCAUAAAACAAUUGACAAAUGUAUCAAGUUUGAAUACUUUGAAUGUAAGAUUUUUUGUUUGUCUGUAGAAAAUUUCAGCAGUUUUUGAUGCAUAUAGUUGAACGAAACAUUGUAAUCAUAUUAUGAGACACAACAUAGCAAAAACUAAUUGUAAACUAAUGGGUAGCUGUUUGCAACAAAAGAAAAGACAUUGUAAACAAACGUCUAGCCAUAGUGCCGAUUAUUAAUUUCGUAACAUGCCAAAAGUUUUUGCAUAAGCCUCGAUUUGCGAGCCGUACUUUGGCUUAGAUGAAAAACAAAAAAAACUUAUGAUUACAUAUAUUCACAAUAGUGACGUUGUAGAUACUGUCGUAAUUUUUGUCCUUCUUCUUCUCCUUCUUCUACUUUAAUUCAUUUACAACAGUGCGGAAAGCAACGCCAGUUGGGCCCGAGUAUAAAUUUUCGUUGUUAAAAAAAACUAGACGGAACCGUCAUGCCCUUAGAUCUCGAAAACUGUUUCCUUAUUACUUUUCUUUUCAUCUAUUUUGAUGUUUAAAUCCAUCUAAUAUAAGCAUUUCCCUCUAAGAUGACAUAUAAUACUAUGAAACUAUGCUUCUUCAUAUUUACAAUCUGUUGAUUAUUAUUAAACUACUCAAAAUUCACUUAUGUGAUACACAUCAAACAAACACUAAGGGCCAAAACUUAGCUCACGUAUUUAAACAAAUAUAACAAAGUUCUUCUCCAUGUUAUGACACGAUGCUCAAUUAUAUAAUUUAUAGCGAAUGACUGCAGAGAAUGCAUGCAAUUCUAAUUCUAAUGAAAAGAUACAACCAUUUCAUACGUUAGUUUUUAUCAAAACGCUGUGCAAUCACAAAAAAAUGCAACCCUCGAACAAAUCAAAUAACAUUAUUCUUAUGCUAACCGGAAUGACAAGGCAUGUUUGACGAACUUGAACUCAUCUACCAUUAAGCUUGAAUAUAGAAAGAGAAACUUUUCGACCAAACGACCCGAACUCGAUGCAAAAUAUUGAAAACAAUAAACAUAUUUAUCGAAAACAAAAGAACCACGUAAGCAUUUGUUUCGCUCUACUUCUUUAAUAUUGGCAAUUCCCGCUUAGACAUUGUUGUAGAUCCUGUCCCAAAACGGCAAAUCUUGAACAUGAAAUAAACAGUAAAAUGUUUGUUUUUGUAUUCAUAUCGAAGUGACAUUUUGAAAUUAUUUCCUGUUCAAUGAUCAUUCUUCAAAGAACAAAAAACCAACAGGUAAACAUAAGUUAAUCAAAGUAGUGCGUUACAUGUUGCUUCGUUAAAUUGUAUUGACAUAAUAACAAGUACAUUUGUCCAGGACAUUGGUAGUUUGAAAGUUUUGAAUUUCACCAAUCCACAAUAGCAACAAAAUAACAAAAAAAAACUCCGGUAUAAUCAAUGAGCCCAGCAUUCAGAAAAAAAUAAAUCGCAUGCGACUACAUUUGAUUUGUACAAAGUUAGAUUUUCCCGGGGACUAAAACCAACAAACAGAAUGCAUGGUAGUUGGAGCGCCAUUAGAAAAAAAAACUAUUAUACACUAUUCAAGUAUAAUGAAGGGAAACCAAGAAAACAAAACAUUGAUGAUUAUACAAAUAUAUUCACUUUGCAAUAUACAUCAAACGCAAAACUUGA